AUGCCAGCUUCACCUGAGCUUGUAACGGGCACCCCAGAGCCCGAGGUGCCUAGGAAGUUUACUUUGGAGGCUGCUGUUAUUGCUGUGGUUGUGGUUUAUUUUGUGUUUGUGUUGGCAGUCGGAAUAUGGGUAAGUGAAAAGCCGACAGUGGGUGGAUACUUCUUGGCUGGACGAUCCAUGACCUGUUGGCCAAUUGGAGCCUCUUUGAUGUCAAGUAACGUAGGCAGUGGUCUGUUCAUUGGAUUAGCAGGAACAGGAGCCGCAGGGGGACUCGCAGUCGGGGGAUUUGAGUGGAAUGCAGCAUGGGUCCUCAUUGCCUUGGAUUGGAUCUUUGUGCCCAUGUAUAUUUCUGCUGGAGAGGUCACAGUGCCAGAGUAUCUGAGGAAGAGGUGCGGGGGUCAGCGCAUCCAAAUCUACAUGAGUGUGCUCUCUCUCAUCCUCUACAUUUUCACCAAGAUAUCAACAGACAUUUUUUCAGGGGUUUUAUUCAUCCAGGUGUCUCUGGGAUGGGACAUGUAUGUCUCCACUGUUGUGCUGCUAGUCGUCACUGCACUCUAUACUAUAGCUGGUGGCCUGACAGCAGUUAUCUACACUGAUGCCUUACAGACCGUCAUCAUGGUAAUAGGAGCAUUUGUCCUCAUGUUCAUAGUAUUCGACAAAGUUGGCUGGUAUGACGGUUUGCUGGUUCAGUAUGAGAGAGCUGUACCUGCUAUCACAGUUCCCAACACCACUUGUCAUCUUCCUCGGUCCGAUGCCUUUCAUAUCUUCAGAGAUCCAGUGACAGGAGAUCUUCCUUGGCCAGGCCUAAUUUUUGGACUCACUGUUCUGGCCACAUGGGUGUGGUGCACAGACCAGGUGAUAGUGCAAAGGUCUCUCUCUGCCAAAAACUUGUCCCAUGCCAAAGGCGGUUCGGUCAAGUGGAGAUUACAGAGCAACAAUGAUGUUCCUCUUGCUCUUGAUUUGCUAAUGCAUUCUUUCUUUCCUUGUAAUUGUGUUGUAGGUUUGAGAGGUCUGAUGAUCGCUGUAAUGAUGGCAGCGCUCAUGUCCUCUCUCACCUCUAUAUCCAACAGUAGCAGCACUCUGUUCACCAUGGACAUAUGGCAACGUAUUCGGCCCCGGGCCACUGAGAGAGAGCUCAUGGUAGUGGGCAGGGUGUUCAUUUUAUUGCUAGUGGCCUUGAGCAUUGUGUGGAUUCCAGUCAUUCAAACAGCUAAUAGUGGACAACUCUUUGACUACAUUCAGUCAAUCACUAGCUACCUGGCACCUCCCAUCACCACAGUGUUCAUUAUGGCAAUCUUAUGGGGGCGAGUAAAUGAACAGGGUGCUUUUUGGGGUCUGAUGGUGGGACUAGUGGUGGGCACUGUGAGGAUGGUAAUGGAAUUUGUGUACAGCACCCCAUCAUGCGGAGAAAAAGACCUGCGUCCUGCCCUGCUGAACGAUGUGCACUACCUGUAUUUUGCUCUCAUCCUGCUUGCACUGACAGCUCUGAUCAUCACAGCUGUCAGCCUCUGCACUGCACCUAUUCCAGAGCAACAUCUCGUUCGUUUGACCUGGUGGACAAGACACAGUAAGAAGGAGCGUGUAGAGCUGGAAGACCCCUGGGCUAGAGGGUCCCAACUAGCAGGCUCUGCUCCGAGCACUACAGAGUCAGAGGGGUCAGAUGAGGAUACGCCUGCAUGGUGGAAGCAUGCUGGAAUGUGGCUGUGUGGUCUCUCCCAUGUGGCUAAACAAGAGAUGAGUGAGGAGGAACAGAAGGCUCUGGAAAGGAAACUCGCCAGUAUUGAAGAAGACUGGCUGCAAUGUUAA
Sinocyclocheilus anshuiensis is the source of this 1806-nucleotide messenger RNA. Its product is annotated as sodium/glucose cotransporter 4-like. Gene Ontology annotation, molecular function: D-glucose:sodium symporter activity. NCBI's taxonomy places the organism in Eukaryota, Metazoa, Chordata, Actinopteri, Cypriniformes, Cyprinidae. Gene Ontology annotation, cellular component: plasma membrane. The coding region runs from base 1 to 1806 and encodes 601 amino acids. The record is from RefSeq and is a predicted model, not a curated record. The transcript is spliced from 12 exons. Gene Ontology annotation, biological process: transmembrane transport.